Molecule: messenger RNA, 528 nt
Organism: Lotus japonicus
Lineage: Eukaryota; Viridiplantae; Streptophyta; Magnoliopsida; Fabales; Fabaceae
Exons: 3
Coding region: 1-528 (175 amino acids)
Biological process (GO): DNA repair; telomere maintenance
Molecular function (GO): DNA helicase activity
Source: RefSeq, a predicted model, not a curated record
AUGUCAAAUUUUGAAGUGGUUUGGGAUAAGUGUUGGCAAGAACUUUCUGAUGAUAUUCUCUACACACAAAGAGGGCAUUUAGAUUACCCAGAUGAUCAGAAGAAAAAAAAUCUAACACUUGCUGAGAUUGAGAAACUGCUACAAAACAAUGGCAGGAGUCUACAUGAUUUUGCUUCAAUGCCUUAUCCUUUAGAUAUUGUCGUGGAAGACACAAAUCAAAGACUGAUUAUAGAGGAAUUGAAUUAUGAUAGAAAGGAAAUGCGUAAAUACUUGGUCCAAUGUCUCUCUUCAAUAGCUAACGAACAAAGGCAUGCAUAUGACAAAAUAGGUAAUGUCGUGUAUGGAAAAAUAUGUGGAUUUUUCUUCCUAUAUGGCUACGAUGGGACGGGAGGAAGGGCGGCACAUUCAAGGAUCAAGAAUCAUAUACCUAUAACUGAGGAUUCAACAUGCAACAUAAAGCAUAACAGCCCUCGGGCUAAAUUGUUCAUCAAGAUGAAACUGAUAAUUUGGGACGAAAAGCUCCUAUGA